Messenger RNA from Musa acuminata subsp. malaccensis (wild Malaysian banana), 1357 nucleotides. Lineage: Eukaryota; Viridiplantae; Streptophyta; Magnoliopsida; Zingiberales; Musaceae. The record is from RefSeq and is a predicted model, not a curated record.
UCCUGCGGAACAGCCAGAACCGCACCCUUCCCCGGCCUUCAUACGUAUUCUUCGCCUCUUCCCCUCCUCGCGGAUCUUGGAUUGAUUUGAGCCCGAUGGCGGCCGCCGGCGUCUGCCGCUCCUCCGCCCGCGAGGACCUCGAGAAGGUGUCCGACCGCUGCUCCCGUCUCUGCCCCGACCUCUGCGAUCGUGCGAGUAGCUCCUCGUGGGGAUUGAAGGUGGCGAUGGUUCUGCUUCAUGUGACGUUCGUGGGCGUUAUCUUCCUUUUCGAUGCCAAUUUGAUACGCAAGACUAGGGAGGAGCCAUGGUUUACUGCAGUGUACUUGGUGGUUUUUGUAGCUACAUUAGUUCAGUAUUUCUUAACGUCAGGCUCAUCUCCAGGGUAUGUUAUUGAUGCAAUGAGGGCAGGAAAUGGAUCAAAUACUACUUACAUGAAAUCACCAAUUUUAAAACAGUCCAAUUCAAGGAAUGAGAACAUAAUUUCUUCUUCGACCCAGAACCAAUUAGAAAGACAAAGUUCGUACUCGACUUCUUUCUGGUCGAAGCUAGUUAUGGACCUCUACCCUCCUGGAUCAGCAAUCAGGAACUGGACUUGCACUUACUGUAAUAUCAUUCAGCCUCCACGGGCAAAGCACUGCCAUGAUUGUGACAAAUGUGUCCUUCAAUUUGAUCAUCACUGUGUUUGGCUAGGAACUUGCAUCGGGCAAGGAAAUCAUUGCCGAUUUUGGUGGUAUAUUUUCGAAGAGACGAUCCUUUGUGUCUGGACUGUUGUAUUGUACAUCACAUUCUUGCAUUCAGAAAUUGUGAAGGCUUGUCUCUUCUGUUUGGACUUUGGGAUGCUGACCAUAUCUGCUUGGGCUGACCUUAUCAGGUGGAAGGAUUUCAUUGCAAUAGUACUAUUAGCUUUGUUGUUGUUUUGCCUCAUCUUUCUGCUUCUGCUGCUUGUAUUCCACAGUUACUUAGCAUUAACAAAUCAGACUACUUAUGAAAUGGUGAGAAGGCGUCGCAUAUUGUACCUAAGGGGAAUUCCAGAAAAGGUUCAUCCAUUUAGCAGGGGCAUCUCCAAAAACUUGUACACCUUUUGUUGCCCCAGGGGCAGCAGAUACACUCUGGAAGCUAUCCCAAUAAUGGAGGAACUAGAAGAAAGAGCAAGACCUUACACCUGUAUCGACAUUAUUUCUUGUAGGUGUUGUUGAUCAAUUCCGUUCAUCGACCAGAUGAUGUAUUCUUUCCAAUGUAUCUUGUCAUCCUGUUUUCUUUCUUUUUCUUUUCUUUUUUUGUGUGGCUGAUACGAUUAGGUUGCAUUUUGUGUGUCAUAUUUCUUCCACAAUAUCGAUCCCUCUUUUUAGUGAGCAAA